This is a messenger RNA of Pestalotiopsis fici W106-1, 2451 nucleotides long. Its product is annotated as Cell division control protein 48. Gene Ontology annotation, molecular function: ATP binding; polyubiquitin modification-dependent protein binding; ATP hydrolysis activity. The record is from RefSeq and is a predicted model, not a curated record. Gene Ontology annotation, cellular component: nucleus; VCP-NPL4-UFD1 AAA ATPase complex; cytosol. Gene Ontology annotation, biological process: retrograde protein transport, ER to cytosol; autophagosome maturation; mitotic spindle disassembly. The transcript is spliced from 6 exons. The coding region runs from base 1 to 2451 and encodes 816 amino acids. Lineage: Eukaryota; Fungi; Ascomycota; Sordariomycetes; Amphisphaeriales; Sporocadaceae.
AUGGCACCCGAGGACAAGAAGAAGGCCAACUUGGCCGACGUCUCCGGCGCCGAGGUCAAGGAGGAGAACGACACCUCGACCGCCAUUCUCAAGAAGAAGAAGAAGCCCAACCAGCUCAUGGUGACCGAUGCCACCAACGAUGAUAACUCGAUCAUUGCUCUGUCCAACAACACCAUGGAGCAGCUGCAGCUGUUCCGUGGUGACACAGUCCUCGUUCGCGGAAAGAAGAGGAAGGACACAGUUCUGAUUGUCUUGGCUGAUGACGACCUUGAUGACGGCAGCGCUCGCAUCAACCGAGUUGUCCGCCACAAUCUGCGAGUCAAGCACGGUGAUGUUAUUACCAUCCACCCGUGCCCCGACAUCAAAUACGCCAAGAGAAUUGCUGUCCUGCCCAUUGCCGACACAGUUGAGGGUAUCACCGGUUCGCUGUUCGAUGUGUUCCUCGCACCCUACUUUAGAGAAGCAUACCGACCUGUCCGACAGGGCGAUCUGUUCAUCGUUCGUGGUGGCAUGAGACAAGUCGAGUUCAAGGUCGUCGAGGUAGAUCCCCCGGAGUACGGUAUCGUUGCACAGGACACAGUCAUUCACUGCGAAGAAGAGCCUAUCCAGCGUGAGGAUGAGGAGAACAACCUCAACGAGGUUGGCUACGACGAUAUUGGUGGUUGCCGCAAGCAGAUGGCUCAGAUCCGCGAGAUGGUUGAGCUUCCUCUGCGCCACCCUCAACUCUUCAAGUCUAUUGGUAUCAAGCCCCCGCGUGGUGUCUUGCUCUAUGGUCCUCCUGGUACCGGUAAGACGCUCAUGGCCCGCGCUGUCGCCAACGAGACUGGCGCUUUCUUCUUCUUGAUCAACGGUCCCGAGAUCAUGUCCAAGAUGGCCGGUGAAUCCGAGUCCAACUUGCGCAAGGCUUUCGAGGAGGCUGAGAAGAACUCCCCCGCCAUCAUCUUCAUUGAUGAGAUUGAUUCGAUCGCCCCCAAGCGUGACAAGACCAACGGUGAAGUCGAGCGCCGUGUCGUCUCGCAGCUGCUUACAUUGAUGGAUGGCAUGAAGGCUCGAUCCAAUGUUGUCGUCAUGGCUGCCACCAACCGUCCCAACUCUAUCGAUCCCGCUCUUCGUCGUUUCGGUCGCUUUGACCGUGAGGUCGACAUUGGUGUUCCUGACCCGACCGGCCGUCUCGAGAUCCUCCAGAUUCACACCAAGAACAUGAAGCUUGGUGAUGAUGUUGACCUGGAGCAGAUUGCUGCCGAGACCCACGGUUACGUCGGUUCCGAUGUUGCUGCUCUUUGCUCCGAGGCUGCCAUGCAACAGAUCAGAGAGAAGAUGGAUCUCAUCGAUCUUGAUGAGGACACCAUUGACGCCGAGGUCCUUGACUCUCUUGGUGUCACCAUGGAGAACUUCCGUUUCGCUCUUGGCACCUCCAACCCCUCGGCUCUGCGCGAGGUUGCCGUUGUCGAGGUUCCCAACGUUCGCUGGGAGGACAUUGGUGGUCUCGACCAGGUCAAACAGGAGCUUCGGGAGCAAGUUCAGUACCCCGUCGACCACCCCGAGAAGUUCCUCAAGUUUGGUCUUUCGCCGUCGCGAGGUGUUCUGUUCUACGGUCCUCCUGGUACCGGUAAGACGAUGUUGGCUAAGGCUGUCGCAAACGAGUGCGCUGCCAACUUCAUCUCCGUCAAGGGUCCUGAGCUGCUCAGCAUGUGGUUCGGUGAGUCGGAAAGCAACAUCCGAGAUAUCUUCGACAAGGCCCGUGCCGCAGCUCCUUGCAUUGUCUUCUUGGACGAGCUGGAUUCCAUCGCCAAGGCUCGUGGCGGUUCCGUUGGUGAUGCUGGUGGUGCAUCUGACCGUGUUGUUAACCAGCUUUUGACCGAAAUGGACGGUAUGACGUCGAAGAAGAACGUGUUCGUCAUUGGAGCAACCAACAGACCUGAGCAGCUCGACCCUGCUCUUUGCAGACCUGGCCGUCUCGAUUCCUUGAUCUACGUUCCUCUUCCCGACGAGGAAGGUCGCCUUGGUAUCCUUAGCGCACAGCUCCGCAAGACUCCUGUUGCUAGCGAUGUCGACCUCAGAUUCAUUGCAUCCAAGACGCACGGUUUCUCUGGUGCCGAUUUGGGCUUCAUCACCCAGCGCGCCGCCAAGAUUGCCAUUAAGGAGUCUAUCGCUCUGGACAUCACGCGUACCAAGGAGCGCGAGGCUGCCGGUGAUGACAUGGACGUCGAUGAGGAUGUCGAGGAUCCCGUCCCUGAGCUGACCAAGCGCCACUUCGAGGAGGCUAUGCAAAUGGCCCGCAAGUCGGUCGGUGAUGUUGAGAUCCGCCGUUACGAGGCUUUCGCUCAGCAAAUGAAGAAUGCCGGCCCCGGCGCCUUCUUCAAGUUCCCUUCGAGCGGUGGCGAGGGCGAUGCUGCCUCGGGCAGCAACAACUUCGGCAACGCCGGAGAGGACGACGGUCUCUACGACUAG